This is a messenger RNA of Lytechinus variegatus (green sea urchin), 1059 nucleotides long. It is a transcript of the gene elp6, whose product is annotated as elongator complex protein 6-like. The coding region runs from base 1 to 987 and encodes 328 amino acids. Gene Ontology annotation, cellular component: elongator holoenzyme complex. The record is from RefSeq and is a predicted model, not a curated record. Gene Ontology annotation, biological process: tRNA wobble uridine modification. Lineage: Eukaryota; Metazoa; Echinodermata; Echinoidea; Temnopleuroida; Toxopneustidae. The transcript has 8 exons.
AUGAACCAGGCCAGAACGGGACAUCGCAUGGCUUGGGGAGAGCGCGGUAAUCGGAUUCUAUCCUUCGAUACGCAAAGUAGAUGGCUCGCAAUUUUCCAGAAGAUCUAUCCAAGCUAUCCGAUACACUGUGUAACGGCACUUUUUGAUAUUUGUGACAAUGCCAAAUUCCCAAGGAGCAACAAGGUCUUCAAAGCAGUACUGGUCAAGCUAAAGAAGGAGAGACAGGGAGACUGCUACCUUGUGACAGAAGCAGGUGAUUCUGAUGGGAGUUUCAUUGUGCAACAUUUCUUGACAAAGUAUCUGAAAUCUGGUGGCAAAGUCAUCUUUCUAGGCCUUUCACAAUCAUUCAGUCACUACAAUGCAGUAGCGCAAAAAUUGGGUGUCAAUUUGAUGGCAGCCAGGACUUCAGGGCAUCUGGACUUCAUCAGUGGCUUGCUAUACUCGCUCCCAUUAAUGAGAGAAGAUGGGUCAUCACAUAAAACCAGCAGUGAGGACAGCAUCCUACAAAACUGCUCGAUUGCUAAGUCCUUACAACCGCUUUACAAUCAAGUACAAAAACAUCUGUGGAUAGAGACUGGUGAACAAGCCUAUAGUGGGACACAUCUAAUAAUUGAUGACCUUAGCAUUCUACAUAGUCUAGGAGUUGAUACAGGUCAAAUAGCAGACUUUAUGCAGUACUGUCAGGCAAGCAUCCUUGGACAUGAUAAAGAGCAUCCUGGUAGCAUAGUGAGCUUACUUCAUUGUGAUGGAGACGAUGACGACGAUGUGAUAUCCUUGAAUACUCAACUCCAACAUACAUGUACCUGUCAUCUCUUGGUAGAGAGUUUACCAACAGGCUUCUCCAAAGAUGUUCAUGGUCAGUUGACAAUCAGACGGAACUCAUCAAGUCUGGAGAAUGGAAGGAGAUCCAAGAAGACGCUGCAGUUCAAGAUCACAGACAAGAACGUGUCCUUCUUUGCUGCUGGUACAUCAUCAGCCGUCCUAUGAGCAUUGGCAGCUAAUCUUAAUCGAACCAAACCCGUGGACAGUACAGAAGCAGUAAGAUGCACCGAGCUUGUG